UUUUUUUUAUUUUUAUAUUUCACACCAUUCUUGAUACCAACAACUAAACAAUACAAAGUUCAUUCCACAAACCCCUCAUUAUCUCAUCAAGGAAAAUAAAGUACUAGAGGCCAUUUUGGGCUUGCAUGGGGUUAUCAUUUUCGUGCCCAUUUGCAGCGUAUACCGAUAUCGAGGCAGCCCUUAAGUCCAUAAUUUUACAAGAUGGUGAAGUUAAAAGUUUUGGGUUAUCUUCUAGUUUUAAGAUCCAAGAUUCUGAAACACCUGCAAUGCAGUUAAGGGGUGCUCAAGUAAUGAAAAUUGAAGAAUCUGUUAGCUUUAAACUUUCUUCAGAUGAAAGAAAGAGAUCAAAUCAUGUCGAAAAGGCUGAAAUGCUCUCUGAAUCCUUAGCAUCUGAUAAUGUGUUUGAUGAUAUCGAACCAGAAAGCCCUAAGCACGAGGCAGCCACGAAGCUGCAGAAAGUUUAUAAAAGUUUUCGAACAAGACGAAAGCUAGCAGAUUGUGCAGUUUUAAUUGAACAAAGCUGGUGGAAGCUUUUAGAUUUCGCGGAACUUAAAAGGAGUUCUAUAUCAUUUUUCGAUCUUGAGAAACAAGAGACAGCCAUUUCACGUUGGUCUAGAGCGAGAACAAGGGCUGCCAAGGUUGGGAAAGGUUUAUCAAAGAAUUGCAAAGCCCAGAAGCUAGCCUUGCAACACUGGCUUGAGGCAAUUGAUCCAAGACAUCGUUAUGGGCAUAAUCUACAGUUCUAUUAUGGAAACUGGUUGCAUUCUCAAAGCAAAGAACCCUUUUUCUACUGGUUGGAUAUAGGAGAAGGGAAAGAAGUAAAUCUUGUUGAAAAAUGUCCCCGUUCAAAACUUCAACAGCAAUGCAUCAAAUAUCUCGGCCCCUUGGAGAGGAAAGAGUAUGAGGUUGUGAUUGAGGGUGGAAAACUUUUAUAUAAACAAACUGGCGAUUAUGUAGACACCACAGAAGCACCAAAAGGUACAAAGUGGAUCUUUGUUCUUAGCACCUCUAGAACUCUAUAUGUUGGCAUUAAAAAGAAAGGCUUAUUUCAACAUUCAAGUUUUUUGGCUGGAGGAGCCACUUUGGCAGCCGGGAGAUUAGUUUCCGAGAAUGGUGUCUUGAAGGCAAUUUGGCCUCACAGUGGUCAUUAUCGACCCACCCUAGAAAAUUUUCAAGAUUUUGUUUCGUUCCUGCAAGAGAAUGAUGUGGAUACUACUUAUGUCAAGAUGGAUUCAGAUGAGGAUGAUAAAGAAUCUUUGGGCAAGCAAGGUAGUAGCCUUCAUAUAAGAACUCACUCUUCUGAAGAAGAUGUGAGCGAAAAGGAGCGCCUGGAUACAGCAGAGGUGGUUGUAGAGGAUUAUCCUUUGAUAAGGGACAUUGUCAUGAAGCAAAUUACUUGUUUGCCCCUGGAGUCACCAAAGAAAUCGAGACUAUCUCGAUCAUCUAGUAGGAAGCUAACUACCCUCAUAAUACCAUGCAAAGAUGACAUUUUCAUGGUCCAUAGUCAGGCAGAUGAAACGGGUUUCGAAAAUUUUGCAUCAGAGGCCAUAUUGGAUGGUUAUGAGGCAGCCGAGGACUCGUUUGAUUCCCAUCAAACUCACGCUCAAUCAGAGCAUGACAUGUCAGAUGAUGAAGAAGACGAGCCAAACUUAGAGGACACGGUUCCUAAAAAAUCAAUCCUCCAAAGGAUUGAUUCACAUAAAGGUACAAAGUCGUUUCAACUAGGGAGGCAGCUCUCCUGCAAAUGGAGCACAGGAGUGGGGCCCCGUAUCGGGUGUUUGAGGGACUACCCAACCGAGCUGCAAUCACAUGCAUUGGAGCAGGCGAAUUUGUCUCCGAGAAGUGCACCUUGCAACCUUAAGUGCACUGAUAAGAGUUUUUUCUCAAGAAAUUACGGACCUUACAGAACAAUAUCUUCCCCAAGCCAAAUAGGUGACUUUGCAGAAAUUUUUUGAUUCAAUUCCAUUCUUUUUAGGGUGAAUAUGAAAAUUUUGACAUAGGAAAUUUAUUCAUUCUUUUUAAAGCUCAAAUGUCCAAAGAUGUAUACAGGCUUAGUUUUUCGUUUCCUCCUGCCAUAUAAAUACAGAUGUAAUAGAAAGUUGUAGAUGUUACAUAUGUAUUCAUUGAUAACACCCUUUUUAAAGUUGAAUCAUGAAUGACAGAAAGUUCAAAUAUUUCUCAUUUUA
Molecule: messenger RNA, 2186 nt
Organism: Erigeron canadensis
Lineage: Eukaryota; Viridiplantae; Streptophyta; Magnoliopsida; Asterales; Asteraceae
Product: IQ domain-containing protein IQM2-like
Exons: 9
Coding region: 126-1955 (609 amino acids)
Source: RefSeq, a predicted model, not a curated record